UGUCAAGACGAAAACAUAAGAAUUUUGCCGUCUGAAAGUGUCCGGGGUGAUUGCGUUGGCAUAAAUAUAUAAAAGGGAAACUCAGGCACAUUGACAACAAAUAUCCUUCGCUCGUUUCACCUAUCAUACACAUAAAAUCAAUCGGUCGCCCUACGGUUUUGUUAAUUUCAACUGAUACCUUAACCGUGCAGUGUAUAAGUAAAAGAUAGUGAUCCUAAACGGAAACUAAAAGUAAUAGCAACGAAACGAAUAUAUGAAUUGAAUUACAAGUUCCGUGCAUGCAAAUUAUAUGCUAAUCGAAUUUACAGCACUUUGCUCCCAACACUUCUUUCAAGUACUUAUCACCUGCUCGCGGUAUAUACAAGAUGCUGAAUCUUCAACGUACAAUAUUUUAUGUACUGCUGUUCUAUGUCAACACCGUAUUGGCAUGGGAUUUCGCUGUCACCACCCAAUCAAAAAUAGUCUUUUACGAUGAACAUUGGAAGGAAGUUAUGUCAUCGGCUCAUCAAUUUGAACAUAUCGGUGCAAUCACAUUCGAUGAAGCCGAAGAGAAGAUAUAUUUCAGCGAUGAGUUACACCACAAUGGCAGCAUUUUCUCACUCAUGAUACCCAAAGACUACGAAGAUCCGCAUUUAAUUGAGAAAAUGGUCCAGCGCACAAAGAAUGAAGCAGUUCGUUCGCUUGCAUACGAUCCACUCGAUCGUAAACUCUAUUGGAGCGAUUUAUUGAAUAAGAAAAUCCUAAUGGUAUCUGUUGAUGCUAAUGAAACUACCACACCAAAUGUGUUUAUCGAUUUCACUAAGGAAGUAACACUGCCCGAUGGCAUUGCUAUAGACUUUUGCCGUCGUCAACUCUAUUGGACCAACUCCAAUUUUUCCAAUGCCAGUAUCGAGCGCAUCGGUUUAGAUGGCAGCGAUCGUACAGUUAUCGUGCGUGGUGAUAUGUUUGCACCACAUGGUAUUGUCGUGGAUCAAUUGACGGAUCGUAUUUAUUAUGUAGUCGCUCAGCGGGGCGUACAUUUUUCGGUGGAGAGUGCAAAUUUGGAUGGUACUGAUCGGACGGUUAUAAUGAAGGGACUCAAUAAUGAGCCAUUCAGUUUGGCUGUAACCACAGAUGCAAUAUUCUGGACUGAUAACACAAACCGUGCCAUCUGGGGUCAUUCAAAAUUCGUCAAUGAUCCUGAAUCGAUAACACCAGCGAAAGAAGAAGUAGAAGAUGGUGGCAAUGUAGCAAUGGAAGAAAAAACCGGCGCACGUAUGAUACUGCAGUUUGGAGUUAAACCACGUGGUAUAGUGGCGCGUGUUCAUUACCUUACCCAUUCCGUUAAUGAUCAGCACUGUCACCAAGUGGUGGCCAGCAUUAAAAGCCGUCUGCUGUCAUUCGUAAAACCAACCGAUAGUGCGCUGGAUGUUAAUACGAAUUUCCUAAGGCAGAAUUAUUGUCUCAAUGGUGGCGAAUUCGUUGCGCAAACCAAUAGAUGCAUCUGCAAGGUCGGUUUCAAGGGUGAACGAUGUCAGAAUAACGAGUGUUUUAACUAUUGUAUGCAUGGCACCUGCGUUAUUUCUUCCCUCGGCUUACCAACUUGUGAAUGUCCGCGCGGCUACUAUGGCGGACGGUGUCAGUGGUAUAAGUGCGCCGGGCAUUGCUUGAAUAAUGGAUGGUGUGCGAUUGAAGACUCCGGCGAGCCGAGCUGCUCAUGUAAAGACAAUUUUAGCGGUGCGCGUUGUGAACAAAAUUCAACAGAAAUCUGUGCGCUUUAUUGCAAAAUUUUGAAGCUGGAGCCCGAUACUAAUACUAAUAUACCGUUGGGUUGCGCUGAUAUUUGCGAGGAACUUGUAGAAAAAAGCGAUAAUGGCGCAGAAACGUAUGCCAUUCCGAAAUAUUCACAUUUGGAAAUGUGCGAACAAGUGAAUCCAUGGAGUAGCACCGUAAUAAUUGUUAUUGUUUGCGGUGUAGUUGCCUCUCUGGGAUUGAUUGUUCUAAUUGUACAUGGACUGCGUCGUUUCUAUAAACCAGCACGCCCACGUAUAAAGAAGACAUUCGUCGUGCGCAAACAGGCUUCCCCUUCAACGGAUACACCGCUAACGAAUCGUCCCAUUGCCACUGAACAAUGUGAAAUUACAAUAGAAAAUUGCUGCAACAUGAACAUUUGUGAUACGCCAUGCUUCGAUUCAAAGCUCCUGGAAAAAACACUCUCACGCAACUCCAAAGUCAAGGAGGACAAGAAAAUGCUAAUAAAUGGCAUGGAAGAUGAACUUUAUUAGUUAAGCAUUAAAUAGCGUGCCAUCAAAGCGAGGCGCUUGCGAUGCGGAUACAGUACGCGCGGUCAGGGACUGGCAUACUUCUUCUGCGCGCAACAAACGGAGAACAUCUACAAGAGGCCUUAUAGAACGAAAUUUCCAGAAAUAAAAAACACACAAAAAGCAAAAGAGCAUGCAAAUGUAGAAACGACAACACGAUGGAGAAGAGGAAAUGCCAAUGAGAGAUUCAAAGUACGACGUUGAGUAAGAAGAAAAUAGAGAGAAGAGUGUCUGACGCCACGGACAAAUGUAGUUAGUACAAGUUCCUCGUCCGUAGCAGCAGGCUGCAGAAGUGCAACCAUGGAUAAGCUUUAAAUAGAGUACACUCG
Messenger RNA from Rhagoletis pomonella (apple maggot), 2629 nucleotides. RefSeq names its product protein cueball-like. The transcript has 5 exons. Bases 366 to 2264 code for a protein of 632 amino acids. NCBI's taxonomy places the organism in Eukaryota, Metazoa, Arthropoda, Insecta, Diptera, Tephritidae. The record is from RefSeq and is a predicted model, not a curated record.